AUGGCAGCAUCGCAAGAAGGACGUGUUUCAAGCGAGGAUCCUCUUUUAUGCACAUCACCUAGCCGAAAUUCAUUAAUGGAGGUCGAUAUAGUGGAACCUUUAGAGUGUGUAGCCUCUGACGAGCCAAGCAAGGCCGCACAGUUGUCGGAUGUUACAGAUGUUGGAAGUGAUGAGAUGGAGCUUGGUGAUGAGUUACCAGAUCAUGGUUGCUUACAAGAAGACGAGAUACCAAGAGUUGGAAUGCGGUUUGCUCAGUUACAGAUGGCUCAUGACUUUUAUGUGACCUAUGCAAAGAAAGCUGGAUUUGCAACUAAGAUAAGGACGACAACAUUUGAUAAGAUCACAAAGGCUCCCAUUAACCAGGCUAUACACUGUAAUCGCGAUGGGAUCCGCGAGUCUCGUGUUAAAGCACCAACGCGGAAGAAUACGAUUUCAGCUGCUGGGUGCAAGGCAAGGAUAUAUGUAAAGUUUGAUAAAGACGUGCAAGACUGGGUUCUGCUCAAGGUUGACUUGACGCACUCUCACCCUUGUUCACCGAAAAAGGCAGUGCACUAUCAUGAGUAUAGGCAGUUGACCAUGCAUGCGAAGUGCGUGAUCGAGGAUAAUGAUGAGGCUGGGAUUCGACCAAACAAGACAUUCCUUGCUUUGUCAAAUGAAGCUGGUGGCCCCUCUAACUUGGGAUUCUCAGAGAAGGAUGUAAGAAAUUAUAUAACAGCAAGGCUCCGAAGUAGCAACGUGAAUGCGGAUGUCAGGGAGAUGAUGAGCUACUUUAGGAGAAUGAAGGACAUCAAUCCGAACUUCUUUUACGCGGUGAAGUUGGACGAUGAGUGUAAAUUUAAGAGUGCAGUAUGGGUUGAUGCAAGGUGUAAGGCGUCGUAUGAAUACUAUGGAGACGUCAUGUCAGUUGAUAGCACGUACAGUAAAAAUAGGUACGUAUUAGUUAAGUUGGUGUUUUUACCUUUUCUUGAUAAUACGAAUUUUGAUCGUGAUUGGCAUUUCUUACAUCUGGUUGGUUUUUCUGGUAGGCAUGGAUUACCGUUUGUGUUGUUCGUUGGGGUCAACCACCAUGGUAGGUCGACCCUCCUCGGUUGUGCUUUGUUGGGGAAUGAAGAAAUCGGAAGUUAUGAGUGGGUUUUUGUCCAAUGGGUGAAGUGCAUGGGAACUGCUCCAAAGUGUAUCAUAACCGAUCAAUGUCGAUCCCUUUACCGUGCGAUCAAAAAUACUUUACCCGACACACGCCACCGGUGGUGCAUUUGGCAUAUUAUGAAUAAGCUACCUUCGAAGCUUGGGGGUUACCGCCGGUACGGAGCUUUGUAUGGUGACCUAAACGACAUUGUGUGGAACUCUCGGACGGAGGAGUCAUUUGAAGAUGAUUGGGCUGAUUUUAUAGAUGAGUACAACUUACAUAACAACACAUGGCUGUCAGAUCUGUAUGAUGACCGACGCAUGUGGGUCCCAAUAUACUUCAAGGGUGAAUUUUGGACAGGAAUGCGGAGUACGCAAAGGAGUGAGAGCAUGCACGCAUUCUACGGUGGAUACUUACACAGUAAAACUAGCUUGGUCCAAUUUGUUCAUGAAUAUGACAAUGUGCUUGGAGUCAAGGAGCAGAGGGAACUGGAGGAUGAUGCUGCAGACUCGAGGGGGGUUAUCCCUUGUGCAACUACCUCGCCUAUAGAGAAACAGUUUCAGCAAGAGUAUACCACGAGCAUUUUUAGGGAUGUUCAAAUUGAGUUUGUGAGGAAGGCUAACUGCAGAGUUUCUGCAGUUGAUGAACAGGGUCCAGUGGUCUGCGUGAAGGUGGAAGAGGAGAAACUACUCAACGAUACUAUUCUAUGCGUUCCGUAUGAUGUUCACUUUGACCGUUCCACACAGGAGCUUCGUUGUGAGUGCAAUCUUUUUGAGAGUUCAAGUGUGUUGUGCUGUCACUAUCUUGCAGUUUUUCAUUCGUAUAAAUUGUAUAAAGUACCUACCUAUUAUAUUCUCCCUCGAUCGAGCAAGAACAUAAAGUGCAAGCAUACGUAUGUCAAAAGUAGCCAUGAUGUCAGUCGGUCAGAUGAGAGUCAUGUUGCAUUCAGGGGACUGUGUGCACACUUCUAUAAUGUUGCUCAAGAGUUCCUCGGUGAUGAUGAAGAAACAGCAUUGCUGCAUGUUGCUUUGGAAGAAACAAGGGCCAAGUUGGCUACGCACCGUGCCAAAAAGAGGUCCGAGAGAAUGGCAGAGACUCAGACCAACAUUGGCUCUCAGAGUUCGAAUGAUGUCGGUGUUGAUGACAUCCAAGGCCCAUCGAAGGUCACCACAAAGGGCAGGCCAAAGAGUAAGAGGCUUGGCUCUGCCCUUGAGAAGUCCAUCAAGAAUUCAAGACGGAGAAAACAAAAGAAUUCACAUCCGGUGGUUCGUCCGCACACAUUUCAAGAUAUAAACCAUUGUGAUGUUUCUAGCCUGGAUGUUCCCAAACAAGACGGUGGUUUCAUGAUUCAUGUUAGUUUCAAGGUUCUAAGGCAGCUGUUGCAAAGGUCCACAUGUAUACAGUUUAAUAAAGUUGUUUCUGAUUUCUACACGCUUGACUAUAUAGUUUUUCGACUGGAUGUUCAUUUUAGUAAGGUAUUGGAUGUUCAGAUUACCUAUAUUGUCGGAUGGUUAGUGGUCACCAGUUUUGAUAAGCACAAAUAUGGCAGCUUUACCAAACAACCUUUAUAA
Arachis duranensis is the source of this 2697-nucleotide messenger RNA. RefSeq names its product protein FAR1-RELATED SEQUENCE 5-like. NCBI's taxonomy places the organism in Eukaryota, Viridiplantae, Streptophyta, Magnoliopsida, Fabales, Fabaceae. Gene Ontology annotation, molecular function: zinc ion binding. The record is from RefSeq and is a predicted model, not a curated record. The transcript is spliced from 8 exons. Bases 1 to 2697 code for a protein of 898 amino acids. Gene Ontology annotation, biological process: regulation of DNA-templated transcription.